Molecule: messenger RNA, 1443 nt
Organism: Durio zibethinus
Lineage: Eukaryota; Viridiplantae; Streptophyta; Magnoliopsida; Malvales; Malvaceae
Source: RefSeq, a predicted model, not a curated record
UUAAAAUGAGCUAUUCAUGAACGGGCUCAAGCUCAACUCUAACAAAGUAACGUUAACUUUGGGGGGCCGAGGUACUGUCCAACUGAAAAUAUUCGGGCUUGAGGUGGGCUCGCGAAUGCGUCUGUAUAUAUGUGAGAUUGAUAGCUCUAUAAAAGUUAAAACAGGAAAGGGAGCGAAUGGGAACCGUAACAGCGCCAUGGAAGCAGCUUCUUCUCAACGCUUUGGAAUCCAAUUCCCACCUCAAGCACUCUUCUUUCUUUCAACUCGCAACGGUUGGAUAUAAUGGAAGACCCUCGAAUCGCACUGUGGUUUUUAGAGGAUUUCAAGAGAACAGCGACUCGUUUCAAAUCAACACCGAUAGCAGGAGUCAUAAGAUAGAAGAGCUGAAGCAUUGCCCUUUUGCUGAGAUAUGUUGGUACUUUACUGAUUCUUGGGAACAGUUUCGAAUCGGUGGAAGAAUUGAUGUUAUUGAUGGAUCCAAUCCUGACACCCUAAAAAUUCAGCAAAGGGAGAAAUCUUGGUUUGCUAGUUCUGUUAAAUCAAGGCUACAAUACUUGGGACCUAAUCCUGGUCUCCCCUUCAUAAGUGAGCAACUGAAUGAGGAAACUUCUUUAGAUCCUUCAGCAGGUCCAGUUGGUGCAUUUUGUCUGCUGGUUCUAGAUCCUGACCAGGUGGUCUUCCCAGUCUUCCUAUAUCUUUCCUCCUUUAUGAUAGAUAUUAGUUGGGCUGUUAUAAGGAUUAUGAUUUUUUCUUUUCCCCUCGAAAGCCAAUGACUCAGAGUUGCGGCUGAGCGUUGAAAUGGUCAAUCAGAUGGGCUCCUAAGGGUUUAAUUUGAAUGAUGAAUGGAGAAACGCCAAGCUGCAUCUUUUUAAGGUACGCCCCAACCCAUCUGAGAUGUAUUAAUCUUUUGUUAGCACUCAUCCAAUACAGUUUAGGAUCAUAUGAAGCGCUGGUGACAGGCAUUUACCAUCCACCUUUCAAAGGUUAUCUUUAUGUUGUUGAUAUAUCAUCUUUCAUCUCAGUUAUUUUGACCUAACAACAUGCAGAUGGACAGGUCUAAUUGUGUAAGUCAUGUUUGAAUAUUGAUUCUUGGUUGCCUGCACUCUCUAUUGCACUAGCACACGUUAUGAAUUUAUUGUUUUCAUCAAUAAAGCCAUCGAUCUCUAGGUAUUGUUUCCCAAAAAUUUUAUGUGGAUAUUCUUAUUGUAGUGCAAUGAAUGGAUCUAUCAUCCAUGGCAUAUGUGUAUAUCUAUGUUUUCCACAUAGUUUGCCACUUGAAAUGUAUCUGCGGAUCUUCAUCACCGGUCGGUCAAGAAUUUAUACCCAUAGCAUACUUUUCUUUUCUGGGUCUUAAAACAAAUAUCAUAACAGUUUUUUCUCCCAAGUUAAUGUAUAUCUAUUGGGAAAAAGAACCUGGGCGUGUGACUUGUGCGAAAAAAAGAC